AUGACGUCCUCAACUAUUGUACUCGGGAUCGGUUUCGAUGUGUUUAUCGUUGCCAGCGGCGAAUUUCUCAUGAAGAGAGCACGAGCACUUCACACCUACGAGGUUCAAUCACAGUGGAAAUCAAAAGUCAAAUCAAUCGAAAAGAAUCAAAAGGCCGUGACGCAUGUGAUGCAACUCGGUGCUAUACCAGUCUUGGCUCCGCCUCGAAGUCAAGCGGUCUACGUUGUGAUUGGUCGGUGCCGCCUGCUUAGUGUAUCACGAGAGUACAAGAUGCCGCUCUGUCUUACCUUCAUCGACUUGAAGAAGGCCUUCGACUCAGUUAAGACGGAAGCGGUCGUAGAAGCCUUAGACAACCAAGGCGUCCCUUCUCAGUACAUGAAGGUACUUCGAGAGUUGUACAGUAACUUCACGAUCGGAAUUUUGCCAUCCGACAAGAAUAUCAUCAUUGAGAUACCCUCGAGAAACCUCCGCAAUGCGAAGGUUGAAAUGGGACGACAUGGGAGUGGAGCAUCAGCCAAGCGCAACGAAUUCGACGAAACAUGUGGAUGCAUCGGUCUUCACCUGAAUCUCCAAAAGACGAUGCUCAUAAGUAACGGAUGGGUCUCGGAUGCCCCAUUCACGCUCAACGGAACGAACAUAUCCGAAUGCACCAGCUACGUUUAUCUGGGUCGGGAAUUGAACAUGAGGGACGACCUGACCUCUGAGCUGGGCAGGAGGAGACGAGCGGCUUGGGGAGCUUAUAAGGGUAUCGAGGAUGUAUUGAAGGAAAACCUGGCCCGUGUUCACCUCUUCAACAUCACCGUACUUCCUGCUUUGACCUAUGCUUCGGAAGCCUGUGCAUUUGGCAAGCAGGAAGAAAAUUCGAUGAGCGUCAUUGAGCGCGCAAUUGAGAGAGUGGUGCCAGGAGUAUCCCAUUCCACGCAAGCGCUCGGCAAGAAGCCUAUCGGCCAACAUCACUUAAAAGCAGCUUUCCGAUGUCACAGAAGACCAUCGAUGCGAGUGACAGAAGGUAGCAUUCAUGCGCAGUAUCCACCAUGGAACAGAAAUAUGGAUGGGACAAGAAAUGGCUUCCACGUUGCAUCUCAUUUGGUACCAUCUACAUAUCGUGGUAACUCGUCUUCAACAUCUUCUAGACGUUUGUUUGAAGAUAGGCAACACUUUGGGCGUUCAAUAUCACCGUCACGUCCGCCAACAAUCACUGAACAUCGCUUUGAGCCUCAAUCUCCUCCACGUCGUCUUCCCGGAACGUUCGAGUAUGGCUAUACAUAUGGAAGCAGGAGUUACAGGCAUGAUCAAACAACGUUUCUCGGUACACCUAGAUUACACACGCGUUAUCAGCCGGAUCAUAUCAAUUAUAGACAUGUUAAUCGGUCGCUCCACGAACCUCGUCGCCGGCAAUUCUCACCGUUUAUCCCGUUCCAACGACAUCCGGAUAAGUAUAACAGGGAACAAGCACAUGAGGAAAAGUUUGGUUACCGAGGUGUUAACAACACCGAGAACUGUCGACCUCGUGAAUUCCCUGUGAAUCACGAUUGGGAUGACGCCCAAGCAUUGCAUAAUCUGACUACGCCAACCGUAUACUCAGCAGGCGCUUUGGUAAUUUGGAAAGAAAAUGGCUAUUAUGGUUUCUUAUGUGAUAAGAACACCCUUUAUGGGAAUCUACACUUUUUCGCCGAUCUCAGCACUGUCGCGGUUGAAGAGGAUAAUAAAGUACUUGGGGAGUUGCCUUCGGAUCGAAUUCAACGAGGACAUCGAGUCGAAAUUGAAGCGGAAUUUCUCGAACCUGACCUUUCAGACCCGGAUACUCAUCAUCUAAUAUAUGUUAGGAAACUUUUGAAGAUAGGAAGCGAAGCCAGUUUGGAGCGUAUACAAUCAGAAACCCUUGUUCCACUAACAAAGAGGAAACCGUCGCCAUAUUUUAGGGCACUGAGUGAGACAGGUGAUCUCGUCUAUGUCCAUCCAUCAAUCCUUGUCGCACAGUCAUUGCUGGAGUUCAUGAAGCAACGUUUAUCAACUUGCCGUCCCCCGUACGUUGAGGACGCGUUGAGCGUGAUCUGCUCAAAUCGAGCUGUACGAGGUGACGUCACUGUUGCACCAAGAUGGAUGGGUGAUUCUAUCGGUCGACUGUGUAAUUUUAAACGGAUUCUUCUCACGUGUGAACCUCAUGGUGAUGUUGUACAUGGUUAUGGAACGUUGGUCAAGGUUGUGCCAAAUAGCAGCAUAACGAUACGACCAUGCAAUGGUGACGAUCCGGUUUUUUGCUCACUGCUCAGUGUUCCUUUAGAGUCGAAGACAUCCUAUAAAAUCGGCGAUAAUGUACGAUACACAGCUUGUCUGGACCUACCGAAUUCCACCUACAAAUGGAGAUGUCUUGGGAUUGCAAGGAUCUCCAGGAUCGAGAUGGUUAACGAACCCAAAGGACUUAGAAACGCGGAGAACGUUGCUGUAGCGGUAGACCUUCGCACAAAACCAGACCUAACAAACUGUGAGGAGGAUUUGAAGGAGAAAAAAGUUGAUGAAAUUCUCAUUCAGUUCGAUUCGGAAGAAGCGAAACAAAAACAUUACAUUACAGAAAACGAAAAUUUAGACAGGUUAACCGUGAAAAAUACGAAGGAUUUCCCUGUGUCCCGCCCUCUUGGCUAUCCUGCUGAGGCCAAUGACCCGAUUCCGUUAUGCCUCAAUGAAUGUCCGAAAAAAGUGUUUAGAUAUGGUGAUGAACCGCAUUGUCAUUUCACCAUACGCGAUGAUGUGGAGCGAAGCCAAUACGCGAACUUUUUACCGCUCUAUAAAAGUAUGGAGGAUUUCUUGCUGAGGCAUAAACGACGUCGUGAUAAACACCAUCGUCGACGACAUCAAGAUGGAACCACUUUAAAACCAGCAGUUCCACAGAAAACCCUGGACACAGUUGAAAAAACGGAUGUUUCUCCAACGAAUGCUGAAGAUAAAGAAGAGUUGAGACCAUCUACGAACAGAUUUCAUUUCGUAGGGAUUGGUGAUGAUAUUACCCAACUAUUUGCAACAAAAGUGCAACAAAACCCAUCUCCUCAGGAACAGCCCACUUCAGUUCUACGAUAUUCUAGCGGAUGGUGGUAUCGUCGCACUAUGCCGCGUAUUUACCCGACAGUAGUUAUUGCCGAAUACAUCACAUGUCGCGAUAAAGAGAAGGACUGCAAUGAAAAUAUCAAUGUUCACAAAUUAACGAAGACGAUAACCAUACGUAAUUCAGGCGAAUCCAUUGACGAUUGCCUUUAUGUGGAUCAUGCACAGAAAACAGAUGUCGAUCUAAUUGUUGUGGAAAAUAAGAAUGAAGAGCCGAAUAUUAUGACAUUGUUGCAAAAUGACCAGAUAAUCAACAAUUUCUUUGGACCAUUGCUUAGGAAGCUCCCGAAAUCCUAG
Molecule: messenger RNA, 3396 nt
Organism: Necator americanus (New World hookworm)
Lineage: Eukaryota; Metazoa; Nematoda; Chromadorea; Rhabditida; Ancylostomatidae
Exons: 25
Coding region: 1-3396 (1131 amino acids)
Source: RefSeq, a predicted model, not a curated record